AUGGCCGACGUCCGCUCCCUCCUCCGUCAGCAGCGCACCGCCCGCCGCAUCGACCACCCCCACGCCGCCUACUCGGACGCCGGCAAGCUGCUGUGCCUGGCAUGCCACGAGACCAUCCGCUCCGAGUCCAUGUGGGACUCGCACGUACGCAGCGCCGCCCAUAAGGCCAAGGCCGCCUCCAAGUCCAUCACCGGAGGGGCAUCUACGACGCCAGCAGCGGCCGACGGACAGAAAGCCGCCACAUCGCAGAAGCGGAAGCAGCAGGAUGACCACGAUGCGGUGGACGACCGGGACGCACAGAUGCUCGACGCCGAGGAAGCGGCGAGGAGGAAACGCACCAGGACGGACGCCGCAACGGCGGAGCAGGAUCACCCCACCACCAUCACCACCACCACCACCACCACCACAGCCACGGCGGCCAUGCCCUCCCCCGCCGGAAGCAGCACGCCUACGACAUACAACGGCAGCCAGAACGGCAGCAGUAGAAAUGGCGGAGGCGGGGGGAGGACGCCGCAGAGCCAGACGCACACCCCGCCCCUGACGCGCCGCCAGUCCGGCACGCCCGUGCUGGGCGUCGAGAUGCAGAUGCCGUCGCGCCCGGCCACGCCCAACGCGCCGAGGGACGGGAACACUGCUGGGGGCGCAGGAGCAGGCGGAGCCGGUGUGGGGCUCGGCGUCAGGCAGUCAGCAGCAGCUGUUGCUCCGGCUACCGCAGACGCCCCUGCGCUUGCGUCAGGAGAGGCAGCCGGCGCAGCGGCGGAGGCGGCGCCGAUCGACGAGGACGAGUGGGCCGCGUUUGAGCGGGAGGUUGUGAACGCAGUCCCGGCGGCGACAACCGGCGAUGCCGCCGUCAUCAGCGCGGCUCCCAUGACGGCGGAGGAGGUUGCGGCAGCGGCUAGUGAGGAGGACGGACGGACCAAGCGCCGGGCCGCGGCGGACAUCGAGCUCGAAGACGAGAAGGAGGAGGCCAAGCGGGCGCUGGAGGAGGAGUUUGAGGAGAUGGAGGAGCUGGAGGCGCGGGUUCGGCGGUUAAAGGAGAAGAGGGAGGCGUUGAGGAGUCGAAGCGUCGUCGGUCUCAAUGCCGCUUCUGCUGCUGCUGCUGCGCCGUCAACAAAGUUAUCCAAAGAUGGGAUUGAUGAGGAGCCUGUCGCCGAGCAAAGUGAGGAGCCGUCUAAAACUUCCCGGGACGGAGCCCAGGACGAGAACGAGGAUGACGAAGAUGACGACGACGAUGACGAUUUCGAAAACUUCCACUUGAGGAGGUAG
Pyricularia pennisetigena is the source of this 1266-nucleotide messenger RNA. RefSeq lists its product as uncharacterized. Gene Ontology annotation, molecular function: zinc ion binding; nucleic acid binding. The record is from RefSeq and is a predicted model, not a curated record. Bases 1 to 1266 code for a protein of 421 amino acids. Gene Ontology annotation, cellular component: nucleus; spliceosomal complex. The transcript has a single exon. Gene Ontology annotation, biological process: mitotic DNA replication checkpoint signaling; mitotic DNA damage checkpoint signaling; nuclear DNA replication. NCBI's taxonomy places the organism in Eukaryota, Fungi, Ascomycota, Sordariomycetes, Magnaporthales, Pyriculariaceae.